Molecule: messenger RNA, 907 nt
Organism: Fusarium oxysporum Fo47
Lineage: Eukaryota; Fungi; Ascomycota; Sordariomycetes; Hypocreales; Nectriaceae
Product: increased loss of mitochondrial DNA protein 1
Exons: 3
Coding region: 252-821 (189 amino acids)
Source: RefSeq, a predicted model, not a curated record
GCUGGUUUUCACAACAGCUAUUCAGCGUGACCAGAAAGUUGAUCAAGUGCUAGUACGCCUCCCAGCUGGGUCCUCUGUUUUCCAUUCCUUUAAGCACAAGCUCACUUCUUUUUGGCCUGCUGAGCCCCUCAUUUUCUGCUGCCACUUUCCCCUUCUUUUGCGACUGGCGAAAGCUUCAACCUGCGACGCACGCGAUACGGACGAGCGAAGUACAUCGAGACAACCAUCCCCAGAGGUAGCGAAACGCAAUCAUGGCACUCAUAUCUGCCAAAACGAUUAUAACAUCUGUCUCUCUUUUCCAUCUAACUCUCGCAUACUUCUUCAUCACCAAUCCAAGCUCCAUCAAUGAGCAAGCGCUUGUGUUCAUGUUGGGAGAGAGCAUGGGAAUGCCUCUAGCAAGAGGGUUUGAACUGCAAAGCCCUCCCCUCGCAUUCCUUGCCGCUGUCCUCGUCUUUGUCGGCUUUAGUGAUCUGGUAUCCCUAUCCAUGCCCGACGAAGUCUGCCUGAUUUUCCACUGGGGUACACAAGCUCCUUUGCGAUCGUUCCUCUCCCUCGGUUUCGUUGUCUACAUAUUCCUGUUUGGCCCAUCAUCUCCCAUGUACGACAAGUCCUCUCGCAGCCACCUCUCGCAUCCGAGCUCGUAUAACCCAUCAUAUCGCCCUGCUGGCUGGGGCGGUGACAUGCUAAAGAACCGCCUAUUCUUUACAUUCAUAUUUAUCGAAACAAUGACAUGGUUCUGGGUUUGGAUCACGUUGCGCGAAGAGCGAGAUGCGAUACUGAGCAAGAAGUCUCGAAGACGAAGCCACUCGCAUUCUUUCUAGGAGACCGGCUGUUUUCACAAAUAUUUGGUAUCACGAAGCAAUUGGAGUACGGUGUUCUUGGGACGAGACAACGAAAUGCACGAAAG